This is a messenger RNA of Fragaria vesca subsp. vesca, 2327 nucleotides long. RefSeq lists its product as uncharacterized. The record is from RefSeq and is a predicted model, not a curated record. Gene Ontology annotation, molecular function: catalytic activity. The transcript has 7 exons. Bases 1 to 1965 code for a protein of 654 amino acids. NCBI's taxonomy places the organism in Eukaryota, Viridiplantae, Streptophyta, Magnoliopsida, Rosales, Rosaceae.
AUGGCGAAGGGAGGGAUGUUUUUGGAGAAGGCGAGGAGAUGUGUGAGGACGGUGUUCUUCAUGGUGGCGAUGGUGGCGUCGCUGCUGGUGUCGUCGCUGCCGGUGCUGGUGGCCAUAGGGGAUAUCAUGGUGCCCUGCGUUUUGAUAUCCAGCUUCACGUGCGUCACGUGCUAUGGCUUCAAGGAGCAUUUGCAUCGUUACGCCUUCAAGAGCUCCCUCGUCGAUGUUCCUCUCGUUUCCUUCAUCAGAUCUCUCAUCAUUACCUGUGUGUAUUCCAUGUGUGAUGGUCCCUCUCUAUCGCACGGUCCAUACCUUGGAACUGUGACUAUCUGUUCCUUUACCUCAAUUCUUGUUCUUUCAGUCAAAGUUUGUGUUUUCACUGUAAAUUCUCAAAUCGAGGCGGAAGCUUCGACUUCCCUCUCAAGGCAGAAGCUCCAUUUGAAGAAGUCAUGGGGAAUGCCUGUUCUAUUUCUGUCAUCAGUAGUUUUUGCACUUGGACAUACUGUGGUUGCAUAUAGAACAAGUUGCAGAGCAAGGAGAAAGCUAAUGUUUCACAGAGUUGAUCCAGAAGCUGUCCUUUUAUGCAAAAAUGUUUUCUCUGGCUAUCAGAAGGUUCCAAGAUCUCCCACUCCCUCUGGAGGAAAGACACCAAAAAGUGACAGUGAAAUGAGGCGUAAGCCUUUUGCUACAGCUAGAGAAGAAGGGGAACUCCCAGUCAGAGUAGUAGCUGACAUUGAUAGCUUAUUCAUCACAUGCCAGGGGCUGACUCUUCAUUACAAGAUUAGCUUGCCUGGUUCACCACCUCGUUCCUUAUCAUCCGUUGCAUUUCUUGAGUCAAAUCUAAGCUGCAGCUCCCCUAAAACAGCAAUGGGAAGGCCAAAGCCAGAUAGGCAUCCAUUAAGUUUGUUAUCUAAAGGCCAAAAUCAUCUUCACAGGAGCUACAGCAAUCAAUUUCAUGGAUCUUCUCUAUAUAUACCACUGUUGGAUGGUUCUUCAACUUCUCCUGCUCUUUCUGAAGAAAUUCCUGUUCUAAGACUAGCUGAUGCUGGUGAUCAGGAUGAGGGUAGUAAACUAAAUUCUGGGAAUCCAAACAAUGACAUGGAAGGGAGUGGUCAGUUUGGUAUUGUGUUAGUACAUGGGUUUGGUGGAGGAGUCUUCUCAUGGAGGCAUGUAAUGGGGAUGUUGGCUCGGCAGGUCGGUUGCACAGUUGCUGCUUUUGAUCGACCUGGUUGGGGCCUAACCUCAAGGCUGCGACGGGAAGAUUGGGAGGAUAAAGAAAUGCCUAAUCCUUAUAAACUUGAUUCUCAGGUUGAUCUGCUUCUUUCUUUCUGCUCUGAAAUGGGGUUUUCUUCUGUGGUGCUUAUUGGACAUGAUGAUGGAGGCCUUCUGGCUAUGAUGGCGGCUCAAAAAGUACAAGCAUCAUCAAAUUCUUUUAACGUUACAAUUAAAGGAGUAGUGUUGCUAAAUGUUAGCUUGUCAAGAGAAGUGGUCCCUGCUUUUGCAAGGAUACUCUUAAGAACUGCACUUGGGAAAAAGCAUUUGGUUCGUCCUUUACUGCGUACAGAAAUUACUCAAGUGGUGAACAGGCGUGCAUGGUAUGAUGCUACGAAGUUGACAACAGAUGUUUUGAGCCUUUAUAAGGCCUCUCUAUGUGUAGAAGGAUGGGAUGAAGCACUCCAUGAGAUAGGUAGACUGUCACAUGAGACAUUUCUUUCACCAAAGAAUGCAGAAUCGUUGCUGAAGGCAGUUGAAGACAUGCCAGUCUUGGUCAUCGCAGGUGCUGAAGACGCCCUUGUCUCUCUAAAAUCUUCUCAAGCUAUGGCUUCCAAACUUGUAAAUUCUAGACUGGUCGCGAUUUCGGGAUGCGGUCAUCUUCCUCAUGAAGAGUGUCCCAAGGCACUACUAGCUGCAGUCUCACCGUUCUUAACUAGACUAUUAGUCAAACAAGACUUGCAAAGCCAAUAGUGUACCUUAUUUUUUUUACGUCUAAUUAGGGUAUUUAUCAUCAAGCUGAUAGAAAUUAGAGUUUUAUCUGUUGUAGGCUUCUCUUCUUUUCUUCAUAUUUCUCUUUUCUCUUUUGUUUUCUUGUUAAGCAGUUUAGCCCAAGGGAAGAGACUAAAGUCAAUCUCUUCUUUUUGGUAUUUUUGAUGCGUUAGUUUGGAGCCUUACCCUAGGUUACACCAUUCAUUAGGGGUUUUAGAGCUCGUUCAUUUGUAAUUUCAUAUCCUCCCUUUGGAAUGUUUACUGUUGUUGCUUAAACAGUACUUGUUAUCUACCACUAACUGGGGUGGCAGAUGGCAUAUAUCUGUACAUUUUAUCAAAUCCUG